Dreissena polymorpha is the source of this 1506-nucleotide messenger RNA. RefSeq lists its product as uncharacterized. The record is from RefSeq and is a predicted model, not a curated record. Bases 142 to 1506 code for a protein of 454 amino acids. Gene Ontology annotation, cellular component: nucleus. The transcript has 5 exons. NCBI's taxonomy places the organism in Eukaryota, Metazoa, Mollusca, Bivalvia, Myida, Dreissenidae. Gene Ontology annotation, molecular function: DNA binding.
CCCGAAUUCCGUGGGGGUCCGAAUUCCAGUGACAUUUGUUUUUGUCUCGUAUCGCGAGAGUUAAGAUGACGUCACGCACGCGCAGUUCGGUAAAUAUUGACAGAUGCCAACGCAACUGUCACCUACGAAAAGACGCUCGAAAUGAGACCAAAACAGGCAAAGCCAAAACAUUUGAAGAGGAGGGUCCAGAAAAACAGGCUCUACUCACCUACUGCCCUGAUAAAUGCCUACAUGCUUGUUAAUGAUGCGGGAUUUUCUGUUAGAAAAGCAGCUGCCUGCUGUAAUGUUCCAGAAUCAACUCUUAGAGACAGAACAUUAGGACAUGUUAACAUUGAUACCGUAGCUGCUGGUAUGACACCACUUUUUGUGAUUGAUGAGGAAGUUUUAUUAGUUAACCACUUUAAGAAGAUGGCAGACUUCGGCUAUGGAUACACAAGGCAAGAGUGUGUAGACAUUGCCAGUGACUACGCCAUCCAAAUAGGGAAAAGAUCGAAAGACAAGCCGUUGACGAUCAAAUGGUUCCGUGGGUUUAUCAAGCGCUGGCCUGAACUCAAGGUUAUUAAACCACAGAAUUUAGAACAUGCUAGGGCUAAGAUGGCUUCUGCAGCUGUUGUUGAGAAAUUCUUUGAGAGUUUGAAAGUUACACUUUCAAAUCACGAUUUACUUGAUAAGCCCCACCUUAUCUUCAAUGUGGAUGAGAAGGGAAUAACUGUAGAGCAUAAGGCACCGUUUGUUGUUGCUGCAGCAAGCCACAGUACCUCUGCAGUUACAUCAGGGAAAGGCAAAACUAUAACAAUACUAGGAUGUGGCAGCGCAGCUGGUCAAGCUAUUCCACCUAGUUUUGUUUUUCCAGGCAAGCGUAUGAGGCAGGACCUGAUGGAAGGGGCAACAGCUGGUGCAAAUGGAACUGUGAGCGAAACAGGCUGGUCAAAUGGUCUCAUUUUCAGGGAGUACCUAGAGAAUCAUUUUCUAAAAUAUGUGCCUGGUCGAACCUGUCAGAAGAUUCUUUUGAUUUUGGAUGGGCACAAAUCCCAUGUCUCUGUUGGGUUGUACGAGUGGGCAUUCCAGCAUGGGAUCAUUAUUUUCAUUCUCCCGCCACAUUGCAGUCAUAUUCUACAAUCUAUGGAUAUGGACGACUGUGUACUCUGCAACAAACCACUCACACACCUUCCUACUGUAAAGCUGCGUGAGAAAGGAAGCGAGUCAAUAAACAACGCCAGUGCUGAGCGACAGACAAAUCGUCAGAUUCCGAAGGAGUUUGACCUCAAUAGCAUUCCUUGUAAAACGCCGAAGAAAAGUCCCGGUAGACCUGAAUCAGCAGACACAACAGAAGCAUUCAAAAAUGUUGUUGCUUACAUAGAGGAAAAUGAGGGAUGUCCUGAUGAGAUCACUGAAGACAACUGGAGGACUUACGAGAGGAAGAGGCAUGUCAGAAAUCCAGCGAACAUCUUGGUUAUUGUCUAUGCCAGCUUGUGCCGAAAUGAAUCAAGCCAUGCAAGAGUUUAG